AUGCGUUUGAUUACGAUGUCUCUUGGAAUAAUGCAGUCCUUCAACGGCAUUCAGCGCAUUGACAUUGAAUGGCCUGAACUUUUCACCAAGAUCAUGGAAAUUCUCGCCAACUUUACCUUUAACUUCAAUUUCUUUCAGCCAGAUUGCAGUGUGUCUAGCCCGUACUGGUAUACUUGGCUGGGGUUCACUGUAGCGCCAUACUUCAUGAUGGCGCCGAUCACUUUCUCAUACAUUGUUGUUCGCUGGAUGUCCUUCCGGGAAAGUCGUGGUGAUCCGCAAUACCGGGAAGUGCAAAGUUGGCUGCUGUUGAAUGCAUGGGGAAGGGCCAUGCUGACAAUCCUGUUGCUCUUCAUCCAAAUGCACAUGACAAAGCUAAGCUCACCGUUCCAAUGCAAUACUCUGAAGGAUGGAUCUGCUGUCAUGGUAGAUUCUACGGACAUCUACUGUGACCUGGCAGACGACCAGUACUUCUUGAUCUUCACAGUCGCAUGCUUUUUCUGGUUUAUUUUUGCCUUUGGCUUUGCAACCCUGAACGUUUGUCUUUACUGGAGCUAUCAUUGGCAAGCAGGGACCAAGACAAGAGACCGCAUUCCCAUUUACGUAGCUGCUGUUGAGAUGAGUGUCGAGAACAUGAGGGGAUGGGUGGAAGUCGUGCGUUUGCGAGUGCUGAGCAACAUCGUGGCGGUACGGACAUAUCCUUCCAUCCGGGACCAGGAAGCGGCAGCAAAGCGUGCACUCUUUGAGGCAAAAAUGAAGCAGCGUGGUGCUGCUGUGAUCCCAGAGACAAAGGCUGGGAGGGAGCUUGACAAGGAGCUCGCCAACAUGCGGAAGCGCAAGGCAACACUUGAGGAUGAGAUCAACUUGCGCGAGAUCAAGAUGAAGUGGAAGAACAAAGAGCGCUUCUCAGAGAAGCAAGAUUGGCCAGAUAGGCUGGAUGGUAGCUACGUCACCUACGGCUGGGUUCUGAUCUUUAGUACCUUCUUCCGACAGUUUGCCUUGAUGCUGUCAACCCUAGUGUCCAACGACUUCCCUCCAUUUGGGGCUGCUGCGCAAUCCUUGGUCUUCAUGAUCAACUUUGCGGAGUUCGAGACACAAGUCAUGGAGCUUCGGACUAUGAACGUGAUGCGAGAAGUCGUCGGUCUGAAGUUGUUUCCACUGAUCGAGCCAGAAUGUACCGACUCGGACAAGGGUUUAAGUGCUGCAAGCGGUCCUGUUGUUGAAGAGGCGCGGGAGAAAAGAGAUGCCUUCCAACGUACUAUACGAGAGAAGAGGGCUUGGCUUUGCCAAGAGAUGGAAACGGAAGAGUUGCGACGGAUGCGCUGGGAGGAAUGGAGGCAACGCAGGGCCGACACCUUCUGGGCAAUGCAUGAAGCCAAGGAGCGUGAGUGGAUGUUGAGGGAAGACCCCAUGCUCAAGCAUGAGGCUUUCAUGCAAGAAGUUCUCAUAGCGACCGAGAAGUUUGAGCGAGAACGCAUGGAGGCCGCUGAGCGUGAGCAGCGAGAGGUCGCAGAGUGGAAUGCUACUUUGGAAGCUGAAGAAACAUCACUUAUGGAAACUGAAGACUUUUUGUCCUCCGAGGCUCAAGUUUGGGAUGGCCUUCGCGAAAGGGAGAAGCCACAGGAAGCUGCAGAAUCAGCAUUGAUGAAAAUUGAAGACUUCAUGUCCUUCGAGGUGGGAGUUUGGGAGAACCUUCUUGACGAGGAGCCUGAAGCGCAAGUCAUGGAGCUCCGGGCCAUGGCGCGGGAGGAGACCAGGCAGAGAGAGAUUGAAGCAGCAGAUGGCCACACAGAGUUAGAGGAGCCUGACGCACCCAUUUUGGAGCUGCAGGCAAUGGCGCCGGAGGAGACCAGGCAGAAAGAGAUCGAAGCAGCAGAUGACCACACAGAGUUAGAGGAGGGAAGGUCGCGGAGGAGACGCAAGAAAAAGGAUUACAAUGAUGAGGGGCAACAGGAGCAGGAGAAGCUCCGAAGACGGCGCAAAAAGGAAGGCGAAGAGCAAAGUGCCUUGCCUGCUGAGAUGUGCUGA
This is a messenger RNA of Durusdinium trenchii, 2025 nucleotides long. The record is from the annotation of a GenBank genome assembly. NCBI's taxonomy places the organism in Eukaryota, Dinophyceae, Suessiales, Symbiodiniaceae.